Molecule: messenger RNA, 1203 nt
Organism: Grus americana (Whooping crane)
Lineage: Eukaryota; Metazoa; Chordata; Aves; Gruiformes; Gruidae
Product: sushi, nidogen and EGF-like domain-containing protein 1
Exons: 6
Coding region: 132-1055 (307 amino acids)
Biological process (GO): cell-matrix adhesion
Source: RefSeq, a predicted model, not a curated record
GGUGCCACCCGUGUCCGUGUGUCCCCCCCCGCCCCCACUUGUGUCCCCCCCCCCCGUCCCCUCCCUGGGGAUAAAUCGGCUCCGGCCACACCGCGGGCACCCACGGGCGGCGGGGACAUCGGCCUGGGCAGAUGAAGGCUCCUCACCUCCUCCUCCUCCUCCUGCUGCUCCUCGGCCGCGUGGAUGAGUGGGGACCCCUGGGGACACGGGGGGCACCCAUGGGACCCCCGGGUGGGCUGCUCUACCCCUUUGGGCCAGAUGUUGGGGACGAGGCCACCCCACAUGAGGACGACGGGAUGAGCCCCGAGAUCUUCCUCUGGGAGAUCUUCUCCUUCUACGGACAAGCCCACCGCUCCCUCUACGUCAACAACAACGGAGUGGUGUCGUUUGGGAUGGGGGUCCCCGAGUUCACCCCCGAACCCUUCCCGCUGCCGGGCCACCGGCCCUUUGUGGCCCCAUACUGGGCCGACGUGGACACCAGACUGGGAGGAAAUGUCUUCUACCGGCAGAGCCGGAAGCCGGAGCUACUGGCCCGCCUGGCCCGUGACCUGGCCGCCGCCGUGACCUACCCUGACCCAACUCCUCAGCCCACGUGGGCUUUCGUGGCCACCUGGGAUCGUGUCUCCUUCUUCGGAGCUGCCUCUAACAAGGUGAACACCUUCCAGGCUGUGCUGGCCACCGAUGAGGUCACCUCCUACGUCAUGCUCAACUAUGGUGACAUCCAAUGGACCACGGGCAUCGCCAACAACGGGGACGCCCACACUGGCCUUGGGGGUGUCCCGGCCCAGGCCGGGUUCAACAGCGGGGACGACGUUCACUACUACAACAUCCCGGGUUCCCGCUCGCCGGAGGUGUUGCGCAUCAGCCGUAGAAGUAACGUGGGGGUACCGGGGCGGUGGAUUUUCCGCGUGGACGAGUUCACCGCCACCGAGGGACCCCCGGUUUUUACGGAGAACACCCCCACCCCAUCGCUCACCCCCAGCAUCCCGACGACAACACCCGACCAACGCAGGACCACCAAGGAGAGGGUGUACAUCUGCGGGGGGAGGGAGUGACACGGAUGCCGGGGUUCUUUUUUUUGGGGGGGGGGGACACGACAACAGUCGGACGCCUGGGUCCCCUAACACUGGCUCCCCCCUCCCCGCCCCGCCACCACGGAGGACACGUUACCAUGGAAACAUCAAUAAAAGAGUCACCGAGCAG